Molecule: messenger RNA, 2426 nt
Organism: Enhydra lutris kenyoni (northern sea otter)
Lineage: Eukaryota; Metazoa; Chordata; Mammalia; Carnivora; Mustelidae
Product: TNF receptor superfamily member 18
Exons: 5
Coding region: 1-750 (249 amino acids)
Biological process (GO): negative regulation of apoptotic process; positive regulation of cell adhesion
Cellular component (GO): plasma membrane; external side of plasma membrane
Molecular function (GO): tumor necrosis factor receptor activity
Source: RefSeq, a predicted model, not a curated record
AUGGGGGCGUGGCGGGACCCAUCCCCUAAAGUCUACCCGCACCGUCCCGCCCUGGGUGCCAUGGAGGCGAGGGGCGCGCGCGCGGCCCUGUGCGGCGUCACGCUACUCUGCGCCCUGGGCCUGGGCCAGCGCCCCGCCGGGGCUCUGAGAUGCGGCCCUGAGCGCCUUCUGCGUGGAACCGGGACGGACGCGCGCUGCUGUCGCCGGUGCGCCCCGGCAGAGCCCUGCCCUAAGGUGGACUGCACGUGUGUGGAGCCGGGGUUCCACUGCGGGGACCCCCAGUGCACCAGCUGCAAGCAUCACACCUGCCCGCCGGGCCAGGAGGCGCGGCCCCAUGGGAAUUUCGAUUUCGGCUUUGAGUGUGUUGACUGCGCCACAGGGACCUUCUCUGGAGGCCAGGAGGGUCGCUGCAGACCCUGGUCAGACUGUUCCCAGUUUGGGUACCCCCCCAUGUUUCCCGGGAACAAGACACACAACGCCGUAUGUAGCCCGGGGCUGCCGCCCGCUGAGACGCAUGACGCGCUGACCGUCAUCCUCCUCUCCGUGACCGCCUGCGUCCUGGUCCUGAGCGCGGCCCAGCUGGGCCUGCACAUCUGGCAGCUGAGACGGCCGCGCGCGUGGCCCCCAGAGACCCAGCUGCUCCUGGAGGCGCCGCCGCCCGCUGAGGACGCCUGCAGCUGCCAGCUCCCUGAGGAGGAACGGGGAGAGCCGCUGUCCGAGGACAAGGGCCUGAGGCACCUGUGGGUGUGAGGCCUGGCUGCCCUCGGCUCCAGCAGACCCAGAGCCAGACCCUCCCAGGACGCGUCCCAGGGCUGGCCCAUGGGAACAGGGCUCUGCACUCCACCGUGGGGCCCCAGCUCUGGGCCCGGCCCUGCUCCCCUCGAUGGUGGAAGUGGGUGGGGGAUGGUGACAGUGACCAGUCCCCCAGACCGUGCAGAAGAGGCAGCAGCUGUGGCCAGACCCCAUGGGGCAUACAGCCGCAGCCGUGGCUGCUUCCCUCCCUUGCUGGCCCUGUUGGGGUUGUGGUGUCUGUGGGCCCCUGGCUUCCAGGACAGGAGGCGGGCCCAGUGCAGGACUUGGCUGCAGGCAGUGCUCAAUAAACACUGGUCCAGCGACUUGAGUGGCCAUGUUCUGGGGUGGGAGCGCAGGGAGGCGAGGCCCCUACCAGUACCCCCGCGCCCACCCACCGCCGGCUCCUUCCAGCCAAGGCGGGGCUGAGGGUUGGGCAGAAGUCAGGGCCGUCCUAGUCCUGGCCCAAGCGCUUAGCAGGGCCCUGGAAGGCUUCCUGGAGGAAGGGCAACAUGAUGGACACGUGUCCUGUGUGCCUUUUUGCUGCCCUGUCCAAACCCCCUUCCCUGGCAGUCCGCUUGGCGCUCUGGGACAGUUGGAUUCUGUAAUCUGUGCUGGUCACACAGUCUGCUGGCUCCCGGGAGGUGCCUGUCCUUGUGUCAUUCUGGCCCCAAGUCCAGGGCGAGGCUGGUUUCUACAGGCAACUCUUCCUGGUCAGGAGGGCAGCCUCUGAGGUCCCUGCCUUUGGCCCCCACCCUCUAGGCCAGACCUGCUGCUCGCCCCCACACCUCCCAAAUCGCUGUCGCUUGGGGCAUGGUUCUAGGCUCCCGCCCAUCACAGGUGAGCAGUGUCCUUCCAGCCUCUGGGCGGAGCUGGCACCUGCAGUUUGAUAAGGGCUUCUUGGCACUGCUGUCCAGGGUGUGGAAGGCCGGUGGAGGCUGGUCUGGACAGCAGGCCUGUCAGGUCCCGGAGCUGCAGCUCCCCCACGCCCCCCUUCCCGCCUGCCUGCCUCCCAGGAGGGCCCCUUGACUCACUGGCCCUCACCCCCACUCAGUCCCGUUGGGCUGCAAGGAGGCAGUGGAGAGAGCUGCGUGUGUCAUGCUCAGGGGCGUGACCCCCACCCCCUCCCCACCUCGGCGCAGUGUGGCCUCUCCACCCCUGGAACGAGGGGUGCUGACGGUGCCUUCCUGAAUUUACUCACAUGGGAAACAUCCUCUCCGUGCCUGCUGGAUCCCAGGCUCCCGGCACGCCCACAGAGCCCAUGUUCCAGGUGAGGGUCCAGGUGAAUUAGCUAAUAAAUGAGAAAAACACAGGUCGACUGGCUGGGUCUCAGGGGACCGUGGGAGACACCAUGUUGUGUUCCUGGGGGCCCCCAGCAGACUGCUCUGGGACCUGCUGGUCAUGCCCCUGGCCCCUCUUCUGUCUCCAGGCUAGGUCUCCGGCCUGCCAACCCCUUGUCCCCCCUGCUUCAGGGGGCCAGCUCUCCUCUGGGCUUCUCUUGUCACCUGGGUCACUUGACGGUCCCCCCCCCCACGGGUGGGGCACAUGGAUGCUCAGGGCUUCCUGGACCUUCCACAGGGGCUGCCUCAGGCUGCCCCAGGGCAAAGGGCUCCCCAGCCCUGGCUCGGCGGUCCUGG